CGCGCUAUUUACUUUUAGGUCUGAAGUCGCGUUCAGCCCCUGCGGCGCCGCGCUGAACGCGUAGCCUCGUCCCCCUCGAGCAGGCCGGCGCCUUAGCGUUGCCCUUUCCUUUCCUUUUUCUCUUUCUUUUCUUCCCCGCUCUAAUUUUGUCGCAGUAGCUCGGUGAAAAACGAAGCGGAGCUGGAGUCUGCAGGGAGCGCUCCACCCUGCCAGCCCGGAGACUUGGGUUUCACGGGGGCUGGCAGCGCAGCUCGGCUUGGAGGCAGCCGGGGGGGAAAGGGAGUAGCUGGGUCACAUAAAAACAAGCCCUCCGCUGCUCGGGGAGCAGGGCUGAAAACCCUUUUCCUAAAGGGAAUCUUCUGCUUCUCCUUCCCGGACAGAAAGGUAGUGAAAAGAAUAGAGGAAAUGGGGCUCAAAAUCUUGUUGUGGCUUUUUGAUUUUUUUUUUUCUUUGAAGAAGAACGGUUUGUAACUCAGAUUCUCAGCUUUGGCCUGCUCACUGGCUGAUAGACGAGUGCCUGCUCCUCUGGACACGUAGGCAUCGGUACAGGGGUAGCGUAGUUUGGAUGCUGUUUGAUGUUUGGGUAUUUACUGCUGGAUUAUGUAAUUUGCCUGCAUUAUUUCUCUGGUGCGCUACAGUAUCACAAGCUACAGCACCUAGUGCAAAACUCUCUGGGACUGAAGCAGUGGUGCGUUCCUCAGGCUUUUAAUUACAUUAAACAAACAUUCCUUUAAUUAAAGGUGUUUGUUUAACAUUCCUCAUGACAGCUCCUGGAAAAACCCACACAUCAGGAGAGAGCAAAGGGGAUGUAGGAUUCUGACUUCUACUGAAUUAGAUCUUAAGCUUUUGUGGUGAGUGGAGGAGAAGCGUUUAGACCAUAUGGCUAUAUAGAAAACCGGCCAAAUGUGAACUGUUGCAGAGCUGGCAGACCGUCGCGGUGCCUCCACUGCUCAGAGCUUUCUUUUUUUUCUAAGCAGCAGCACAGUCAGUUGACAAGAUUACAGAGAGGUUUUUGGAUGCGUGGUCAGGAAAACUUGGAAGUAACAAGUCGUGUUAGUUGUCCUCCGCUGCUGUUGGAGCUACUGGGGGCAGGUAGGCACAGGGGGUGCUCGGAUGGAUGAGGGAUGGUUGCGGAAGGAGUAAUUGAGGUAAUGAAGACGUGGAUUUGUGCUGCAUGGGAAGCUGGGAGAAGUAAUAGAGGCCUUUUUUCCUCAGUAGCUGGGAAGUUUUGAGUUGUGCAGAAGAUCACAGACUUAACGGAUGCUUCAGCUCUGCUUGCACAAAUCUUGUCUUCACAAAAAGCAACCAGCAUUGUCACUGGCACAGGGAUUUGCAGCAGUUAUGAUGAGAGUGCUCAUAUGAAUCAGUGACCUUGAGUAUUUAGAUGGUUUCUUACUUGCAUGUGUGACAUUAAUUGCUUCAUUCACAGACUUCCACUGUUAUUAACAAUGGAAAGCCCUGAAAGUCCAGGACAGAUGAGGCCUUAGUAGUUAUCUGCUGCGUGGAAAAAAACCCAGCUCCUCAGAACUGAGCCUCAUUCACUUCACAUCCUCCAAAUUCUAUACCAAGUGUGCAGGGGUCUUUCGCUGUUACAUGAAGAGCGCUACUGCUCUGCUCCAUCCCUGGACAGAUCCAGAGCGUGUGCUGAGUGAGGAAGGUAGCCUUUGGUAAAAGGAGCAUUGGAAGACUGAACUACAAUAUAUACAUAAAAGGGCUAUAACUGAAGUACAAGAUGGCAAGAACCAGCCACAGCAACUAUGUCCUUCAGCAGCUAAACAACCAAAGAGAGUGGGGCUUUCUCUGUGACUGCUGUAUUGCUAUUGAUGAUAUUUAUUUUCAAGCACAUAAAGCAGUCCUUGCUGCGUGCAGCUCUUAUUUUAGGAUGUUUUUUAUGAACCAUCAACACACUACAGCCCAGCUGAAUCUAAGCAACAUGAAGAUUAGUGCUGAAUGUUUUGAUCUCAUUUUGCAGUUCAUGUAUUUAGGAAAAAUUAUGACAGCCCCUGCCAACUUUGAGCAAUUUAAAGUGGCCAUGAACUAUUUACAGCUGUAUAAUGUACCUGAAUGUCUAGAAGAUAUACAGGAUACAGACUCAUCUAGUUUAAAAUGUUCAUCUUCUGCUUCUAGCACCCAGAAUAGUAAAAUGAUAUUUGGCGUGAGAAUGUAUGAAGACACAGUUGCUAGAAAUGGCAGUGAAGUAAACAGGUGGGGCAUGGAGCCGCCAAGUUCAACAGUAAAUACGUCCCAUAACAAAGAACCUGAUGAAGAAGCUUUGCAGCUAGGCAGUUUCCCUGAACAACUGUUUGAUGUCUGCAAAAAAAGCACCACGUCCAAAUUCUCUCACGCAAAAGAUCGCGUGUCCCAUUCACGCCGUUUUGGAAGAAGCUUCACCUGUGACAGCUGUGGGUUUAGUUUUAGCUGUGAAAAGUUACUGGAUGAGCACGUGUUAACGUGCACUAACAGGCAUUCUUACCAAAGUGCCAGGUACUAUGGUGCUGAAAAAAUUGACUUUAACGAAAAAGACUCUUCUUCUAAAAUACUGUCUGGACAAACGGAAAAAUACAAAGGAGACACAAGCCAAGCUGCUGACGAUUCUUCAUCUCCUGUGUCAAACGUUACCAGCAGAAAAAGCAGCACAGUUGCAUCGGAGACAUCAGGUGAAGAGGGAAGUAGAGCCUCUGAGAGGAAGAGGAUUAUCAUCAAGAUGGAACCAGAGGACAAUCCUGCAGAUGAGCUGAAAGAUUUUAAUAUUAUUAAAGUAACAGAUAAAGACUGCAAUGAGUCUUCUGACAAUGAUGACCUCGACGAUGAACAGGAAGAGCCGCUUUACACAUACUAUGUUGAGGAAGAGAUCAGGGAAAAGAGAAAUGCUCGGAAGACUUUAAAACCCCGUUUAUCCAUGGAUGAGGAUGAAAGAAAGUGUUUAAAAAGUCCACGGCACCUUGGCAGGAAAGCUCCUUCAGUGCAGGAAGAUGUGGAGAAUGCUCCCUGUGAACUUUGUGGGCUAACAAUCACCGAGGAAGAUCUAUCCUCUCAUUAUUUAUCCAAACAUAUAGAAAAUAUAUGUGCUUGUGGCAAGUGCGGUCAAAUACUGGUCAAAGGUAAACAGUUACAGGAUCACGCACAGACGUGUGGAGAACCCCAGGAUCUGACCAUGAAUGGUAUAAGAAAUUCUGAGGAAAAAAUGGACUUAGAAGACAAUGCUGAGGAACAGUCAGAAAUAAGGGACAUGAUGUUUGCAGAGAUGCUAGAGGACUUCAGGGACGGUCAUUUCCAAAUGAACAGUCUUCAAAAAAAACAGUUAUAUAAGCAUUCUGCAUGUCCUUUCCGAUGUCCUAAUUGCGGUCAGCGUUUUGAAACUGAAAACCUAGUGGUUGAACAUAUGUCAAACUGCCUAGAGCAAGAUCUUUUUAAGAAUUCCAUUAUGGAAGAGAAUGAAAGAGAUCACAGACGUAAGCAUUUCUGCAAUCUUUGUGGGAAAGGAUUUUAUCAGCGGUGUCACUUGCGGGAACACUAUACUGUUCAUACCAAGGAAAAACAGUUUGUUUGUCAGACAUGUGGGAAGCAGUUCUUAAGAGAACGCCAGUUGCGGCUCCACAAUGAUAUGCACAAAGGAAUGGCCAGUAGUGAAAUAGGGACUUCUAAGCUUCUGAACAACUGAGAGAACCAGGUUUGAAGAAGACAUGAGGAAGAACCGUUCAGCAAAAGAUUUCUUAAAAACUCAGAACUGUGUGUGCCAGAUCUGAAUUGGCAUCAUCAUUGCUUUUUUGACAUACCACUCGCAAAAGGCGCCAAAGCCAUCAAAUUAGAACACUCAGUAAAAGUUCUUUUGGACUCUUUUCUAUACUAUAAAACUUAUCUCCUUGUGACUAUCAUUUACAUACGUCAAAAACUAAUUGAAGUCUCCUUUCACGGAGCAGACAGCCAAAAGAGGCAGAUGCCAGGUGUUAAGGGCAGCACUCAAAUGAGUUUGCAAAGGUUGUUAAUCAUGCUGGACUGCUCCUUUUCUGAAAUGAGGCUUACUGACUAAAACUGGUCAGACUUUUUAGUUUAAAUAUUAGAAGUGUAUACUGGUGAACUAAAACUUACGCAUUUUCAGACAGUUACAAUGCUAAACUAACAAGUGUUAAAGAAAUAUUUUGUUUUAGUCUGGAGUACAAGGUGAAAAAACCUUGAAAACUGAGCAAAAAGGGUCCCUGAGCAAGGACAGGAUGGUGAGAAAGAUCCAGCUGACUUUGACUCCCCUUGCCACCAUCAUCAUUUGCAAGCUGAAGAGGACCUUCCAUAUCGCACAGUGCUUAAAUGUGGAGAGUAAAGAAACGGUGCUCUGGUCUUUUUACAAGAAUGGUGAAAAAUUGUGACCAACAAGGAGAUGAGUAAAUGUGAAAUAAUCUUCACAGGGCACAGUGUGCACUUUGUUCUGGAUCUAAACCUUGCAAAAGCUGGCUGGAAGAAGAGAAUAAGGCAUUCAUGUUCAGAUUUGAGCAUUUCAGGAAUCCUAGUAUUUCCAGUUAAGCUAAUGGGAAAAAUGCAAAACAAGGCAGUCAAUGUUUCAAAUUCAGGGCCAGCAUGGAUUAAAAAACAGUACUAAUUUCCUUUGCUCCCCCAGACGACAGUGGAUCAGAUAGAGACCUGUAAGCAGACUAAACACGCUGAACUAUAUUCUGCUGUAGUUAUGCAUUUUACUAAUUCUAGUCAUGACUAUAAAAGGAUGUUUCAUUGUUCAGUAUAACUGUUAUCUCAAGAAGAGUCUGUCUAUAAUUUUAUUUGAAAUGGACAUUAUUUUUGUUACUGUUGUUAUAAAGUGUGUAAAAUAUUGUCUGUAUUGCAGCUUGUAUAGGGCAUGUGUCUUUGCUUGCUUUACUCCUUUUGAGUUUAUAAAGUUGCUAUAUAAAUGCAAGAUGGUCAGA
Dromaius novaehollandiae (emu) is the source of this 4910-nucleotide messenger RNA. RefSeq names its product zinc finger and BTB domain containing 1 (gene ZBTB1). NCBI's taxonomy places the organism in Eukaryota, Metazoa, Chordata, Aves, Casuariiformes, Dromaiidae. Bases 1733 to 3661 code for a protein of 642 amino acids. Gene Ontology annotation, molecular function: protein binding; DNA-binding transcription factor activity, RNA polymerase II-specific. The record is from RefSeq and is a predicted model, not a curated record. Gene Ontology annotation, cellular component: nucleus. The transcript is spliced from 4 exons. Gene Ontology annotation, biological process: regulation of transcription by RNA polymerase II.